AUGGACUCCUGGUCAAAAGUGCCUCUUUCCCAUACGUUAUGGUCUCCCCACGAUACCGUCAAGGACGCUGCCGAGUCUUUAGGGAUAAAUGUUCCAGAAGAUGCUGCCAAAAAUCUUGCAAUGGAUGUCGAAUAUCGUAUUCAUGAAAUAUUGGAAACGGCAAUCAAGUUCAUGAGACAUUCCAAACGGAAGUUGUUAAUGACAGAUGAUAUAAACCACGCGUUAAGUGUUCUUAACAUCGAACCGUUAUAUGGAUACGACAAUUCUCAACCAUUGGCUUUUAAAGAGGCCUUAGUUGGUGCUGGUGGCCAAACAUUGUACUAUGUUGACGACCACGAGGUUGAAUUUGAAAAACUUAUCAACCAAGAAUUGCCAAAGGUUCCAAGACAAACCACUUUCACUGCUCAUUGGUUAGCUAUCGAAGGAGUUCAACCAAUGAUUCCUCAAAAUCCUCUUCCUUCGGAAAUUAAAAACUUACCACCUAUAAUAAGAGGUGCCACCUCAUCUAUUCUUGGAAAUGAUAUAUUGAGCAAUACUGGUGCUUCCAGCGCAUCAGAUGCGAAAGAUACUUCAGUUAGUUUGAAGGGUAAGAAAUCUGCCACUAACGAUAAAGAAACUGACAUUAAACCUUUGGUUAAACAUGUAUUGUCAAAAGAAUUGAAAUUAUAUUUCGAUAAAGUUGUUGAAGUAUUAGUUUCAACUGAACCUGAAAAGGAGACUUUAAAACAUGCCGCUAUCACCUCCUUAACCAACGAUCCGGGUCUUCAUCAAUUAGUUCCUUAUUUUAUUCAAUUUGUUUCUGAACAGAUCACUAAUCAAUUAUCGAAUAUUCAUAUUUUGACAACUAUGCUUGAGGUCAUCUCUGCUUUGGCAGAUAAUAAAACAAUUUUCCUCGAUCCUUAUGUUCAUGCUUUGAUGCCUUGUAUACUUACGUUAUUACUUGCCAAAAGAAUUGGUCCUCCAAUCAAAGAUCUUUCAGACUCUCAAUCCCAACAAGCCUUUGAGGCUCAGAUAACACUUCGAGGAUUUGCUGCAAUCUUGCUAGAGCAUGUUAUUAAAGUUUACGGUAACUCAUACUCAACCCUUAGGCCAAGAGUAACUAGAACUUUAUUAAGAGCUUUGUUAGACCCUUCUAAACCAACAGGUACUCAUUAUGGGGCUUUACUAGGCUUGAAAAAUAUGGGUUCCGAAGUCAUAAACUUGGUCCUCGUUGGAAAUUUGAAGAUGUGGUGCAAACUGGUAAUACUUGAAGGAAAUAAAUCCGAUUACGAAAAGGAUAUCUUAUUAAAUACCACAUUGGAUACUUUAAGAAAAACAAAAGUUGAAGAAAAAUUAUCGAAAGAUGACAUGGAGGUAGAUUCUGCUUCAGCAUUGUCGGAUGAAGUUAAAGAAAAAUUAAAUGAUAAGGUUGGUUCAACAAUUGCAGAUCUAAUUUUAGCUCAAGAAGAUGCAAAAGACAUCACAAGAGGUAUCUUUUUCGGUGAAUUAAGUAUUUGA
Hyphopichia burtonii NRRL Y-1933 is the source of this 1497-nucleotide messenger RNA. It is a transcript of the gene TAF60, whose product is annotated as Taf60p. The coding region runs from base 1 to 1497 and encodes 498 amino acids. The record is from RefSeq and is a predicted model, not a curated record. Lineage: Eukaryota; Fungi; Ascomycota; Pichiomycetes; Serinales; Debaryomycetaceae. Gene Ontology annotation, biological process: RNA polymerase II preinitiation complex assembly; transcription initiation at RNA polymerase II promoter. Gene Ontology annotation, cellular component: SLIK (SAGA-like) complex; transcription factor TFIID complex; SAGA complex. Gene Ontology annotation, molecular function: protein heterodimerization activity; transcription coactivator activity; RNA polymerase II general transcription initiation factor activity. The transcript has a single exon.